AGUUAUUGCACGGCCCAAUUCAUCGUUGCUAUACUUAUUGACUACAGAAUAUUUUUACUUCUAUCAACAAUGCAAGUUUGAAAAUUUCCAUAAAUAAGAUUUUUCUUAUCACUACCUUUUUGCUUAUUUUCAUUUUAAUUUCGUGGUCUCUGCUCUCCCUUUUCUGACCUGCUGACAGUUUGAAUCGUCUUCAAACUAAAUACUCGAAUGAUUUUACUUAUUCUCACUUCGAUAUUAAUUAUCUACCUCUUUAAUCAUUUUUACUGGAAGAGAAGAAAAUUACCACCAGGUCCAAUUCCACUCCCUAUUAUUGGAAAUUUAUAUCUUAUGACGGAAGAUGUUAAGCCAGGAUACAAGAUGUACGAGAAAUUGAAAGACAAAUAUGGUCCAGUGUUCACAUUUUGGUUGGCAAAUCUUCCAAUGGUUACUGUGACUGAUUGGAAACUCAUCAAGCAGCAUUUCAUAAAAGAUGGAGCCAACUUUGUAGGAAGACCAGAGUUUCCAAUUUCAAUGGAAAUGAGACAAGGUCCAUAUGGAAUUAUUGAAUCUCAUGGUGAUAGAUGGAUUCAGCAAAGAAGAUUUGCAUUGCAUAUUCUUCGAGAUUUUGGAUUGGGAAAGAAUUUGAUGGAAGAAAAGGUUCUUGGUGAAGUUACUGCAAUGAUUGACAGUAUUCGAAAAAGCAUGGAAGAUGUUGAUAUGCAAAAUAUAUUUGAUGCAUCCGUGGGAUCCGUAAUCAAUAAUAUGCUUUUUGGAUAUCGUUAUGAUGAGACAAACAUUGAAGAAUUUCUGGAACUCAAAAAUCGAAUGAAUAAGCAUUUCAAGUUAGCUGCAGAACCAAUGGGAGGACUUAUUGGAAUGAAUCCAUGGCUUGGACAUCUCCCGUUUUUCAAGGGAUAUAAAAAUGUAAUAAUGCACAACUGGAUGGGUCUCAUGGAAAUGUUCCGUAAGCAGGCUACAGAUAGACUUGCAUCAAUUGACUAUGAUUCUGAUGAAUAUUCGGAUUACGUAGAAGCAUUUUUGAAAGAAAGAAAGAAACAUGAAAAUGAGCAAGAUUUCGGAGGAUUUGAAAUGGAACAACUUGAUAGUGUAUGUUUUGAUCUAUGGGUUGCUGGAAUGGAAACAACUUCAAAUACUCUCAAUUGGGCACUUCUCUAUGUCCUUUUGAAUCCAGAAGUACGUCAAAAAGUCUAUGAAGAAUUGGAAAGAGAAAUUGGAAGUGAUAGGAUUAUUACAACUACCGACCGACCUAAACUCAACUAUAUCAAUGCAACUGUUAAUGAAUCUCAACGUCUUGCUAAUCUUCUUCCAAUGAAUCUAUCUAGAUCUACAAAUGCUGAUGUUGAAAUUGCUGGCUACCGUAUUCCAAAAGAUACUGUAAUCACUCCACAAAUCAGUUCAGUAAUGUAUGAUCCAGAGAUAUUCCCUGAACCAUACGAAUUCAAACCUGAAAGAUUCCUAGAAUCGGAUGGAAGUUUGAAAAAAGUAGAAGAACUUGUGCCAUUUUCAAUUGGAAAACGGCAAUGUCUUGGAGAAGGACUGGCCAAAAUGGAACUAUUCUUGUAUUUUGCAAAUUUGUUCAACAAAUUUGAUAUUAAAUUUCACGAAUCGAAUCCAAAUCCAAGUAUUAAAAAGGAAGUCGGAGUUACUAUGAAGGCAAAGAAUUACAGAGUUUCAAUGAAGGAAAGAUAUUGAAUAAGAUAACUGGUAUUUGAUAAGAUUGAUUUAAUGAAAGAUAAACUUAUUAUAAUUUGUU
This is a messenger RNA of Caenorhabditis elegans, 1753 nucleotides long. It is a transcript of the gene cyp-33E1, whose product is annotated as CYtochrome P450 family. The record is from RefSeq and is marked reviewed. Lineage: Eukaryota; Metazoa; Nematoda; Chromadorea; Rhabditida; Rhabditidae.